AUGGGUACAAGGCUGAAUGACCAUAGGAAAAACUGUAGAAUAGGUCAAAUAGAAAAAUCGGCAGUAGCAGAACCCGCGUUUAUUGAAGGAGAUCAUACAAUACUGUUUAAAAAAAAUGUAACCGGAACUUAUUUGGGCUCCAAUCCAAACUUCAGCACCACAAGUAGAACCCCUGCAGUGGCCAACAACAAGAAGAGACCGAUCUCUCCUGAACAAGUUCUCCGUCUUUUCGGUUCCAACAACCCCUCUUCUACUGUAAAAACGAACGUGGAGAGGCCUCGUAGAUCUCCUGCGAGCAGCCCCCCUUCCACCACCCACCAAAUAAACUAUCGCCCUGCUUAUGUACCCAGCAUACACGAAUUGAUAACUAGGACGGUUACGAUGGUAAGAGAGCCUCAGGAUGGGACUCACGGUUUCGGGAUAUGUGUGAAAGGAGGAAAAGAUGCUGGUGUGGGAGUAUAUAUUUCCAGAGUCGAAGAAGGCAGUGUGGCCGAACGAGCAGGACUCCGGCCGGGGGACUCGAUCUUAGAAGUAAAUGGAACGCCAUUCACCGGAAUAUCCCACGAAGAGGCCCUGAAGAUGUUGAAGUCCUGCAGGAAACUGAGCAUGACAGUUCGAUCUCCGACGCUGCCAGCAGGAAGUCUUGGGGGUGGCGCACCAUGGCAGAUGCGACAGACUUGUUCGUGGAUGGACAGACACGGCAGACCAGUGUCGCCGCCGUCGGAAUACGCGAGGGGUGGCCCGGUGCCGCAACAGAAAUACGGCUGGAGGUCUUCGAGCAAAGACAGGAAUAUAAGAAGAGUGGAUCUCUGCAUAGAGCCUGGCCAAAGCUUGGGUCUCAUGAUAAGAGGGGGCGUGGAAUACAAUCUGGGGAUUUUCAUCACCGGAGUCGACAAGGAUUCUGUGGCGGACAGAGCUGGUCUUAUGGUUGGAGACCAGAUUCUGGAAGUGAACGGGCAAUCUUUCAUGGAUGUGACCCACGACGAGGCUGUGGCUCAACUGAAAUACCACAAACGUAUGUCUCUGCUUGUUAGAGAUGUAGGAAAAGUACCACAUUCGUGCACUGCCUAUGAUAGAGACUGGGACCUCUGCAGUCCAGGGAGCCGAGCUGCGCAAACAACGCGGAAGUGGGCAGCCGCCUUGCAAAUGGUAGAGGAAAAAGCAAGAAUCAUCCUAACUCGUCCGGAAUUCACUAAUAUGUGCUACUAUACGGACGAAUACGCAGCCCGACAUAUGACCAUAGAUGCCUUCGUACAAGUCAUGACUGAACUCCUAAACACUCCUGAUAAGUAUACACUUAUGACCGAAUUAAGAGAAAUAGUAGCCGUCGACGACCGUGUUAGAUUCGACGAAUUAGUUUAUAGAAGAGAAACCGACUCCUCAAGGACACGAGACCCUAGAGAACACGAUUACAGACAUUCCAGGAAUCAGACAUGA
Messenger RNA from Leptinotarsa decemlineata (Colorado potato beetle), 1437 nucleotides. RefSeq names its product whirlin. Gene Ontology annotation, cellular component: plasma membrane; stereocilium tip; stereocilia ankle link complex. The record is from RefSeq and is a predicted model, not a curated record. Gene Ontology annotation, molecular function: protein binding. Lineage: Eukaryota; Metazoa; Arthropoda; Insecta; Coleoptera; Chrysomelidae.